AUGCUUGAGUCUCUUCUGUAUCGUAGCCACGAAUCUGUGCGCAUCGGCGAGAUUCACAGAUUUGUGGUCACCUACACGCCUGCAGACUCUAACCGCGCGCCGGCUCUGUACGCCAAGAUCAAAAAUGUCGAGAUGCUUCCCCUGCGUGCCGCCUAUUUGACAGGACCUUAUGUCUUGUACUGUGAUGUGCGACCCCAGGAUUAUUCGACCGAUAAGCCGUGUUUUGUCACCGCGGACCAGCCCGUUUACGACCCCAACUUGGCUGCCGGCCAAUCGCUCCGAGCAGAGCUCUCCAUGCACACCAUCAAGGACCGUUACGUGUGGGUGAUUGACGUUGUUAGUCAAAUGAUCUUCAGUUCCAGCUCAGAGGUCCAUUUCGAGCUCAUGAUCGGAAAGGAUCGCCAUUUCCUUCACAGACACAACUUUGGCGACCAAUUCGGCAUCUUCUCGUCCCAAUUACAGGUCGAUCAUCGAACCACCAUGGAUCUCUGGAAUAAACCUCCGUCUGCUCCAAAAGUACACCUUGUGGUCCUCACGCACGGCCUCCAUUCAAACGUCUCAGCAGACAUGUUCUACCUGAAAGAGCAGCUUGAAAAACAGGCAGAAUCGUCUGGAGAAACGCUCAUGAUUAGAGGAUACACGCACAACGUUUGCAAGACAGAACGAGGAGUCAAGUAUCUGGGGCGCCGCCUGGCAGAGUUCCUUGUUCAUGAGGCCAGCAAACACGAGGAGAUCGUCAAGAUCUCUUUCAUCGCGCACUCGCUGGGCGGUCUGGUCCAGACGUUUGCAAUCGCUUACAUCUCACAUAAUUAUCCAGACUUCUUCGAGAAACACAAGCCGGAGAAUUUCAUCGCUUUGGCGUCCCCGUUUUUGGGCAUUUCCAACGAAAACCCUGCAUACGUCAAGAUGGCGCUCAGUUUCGGUAUCAUGGGGAAAACAGGCCAGGAUCUGGGUCUCCAAGGUCUGCGGCCGUUGCUGAUGCUGCUACCAUCGAGACCAACGCGAAAAGUGCUACGACAGUUUAAAAGACGAACGAUUUACGCAAACGCCGUCCACGACGGGAUUGUCCCGCUGCGUACUUCGGCAUUGUUGUAUCUGGACUGGAAAGGUCUAGCCAAAGUCUACGAAGCACAGUCUGGAAACACUAAAACUUACAACCGGGGAAACGCAGAAGUUGGCGAAAUUCCAGACAACGUCGAGCCGGAGGACUUGGAUCUGCUCACUUCCAUGAAGUCCAAGAUCUUGUCGCCCCUCCAGACCUUGUUUUCUUACUGUGCGCCGUCCCAGAACGCAAAAUCCGGCCACAGGUACCAGCGCUACCAAAUCAACGGGAACGAGCCGCACGACUCGGUGGACGACGAUCUGGACCAGUACAAUCCUCUUCCGAAGUCAUCGGUUAUUGAGAGCAUCAAGCGAGUGCUGCUGCCGCCUUUGCCGCCGCUCAAGUUCAUCACCGACCCGGAGUCGCGUCCUAAUGUGAUUCUCCACGACAAAAUCUACAAGCCAGACAUGAUUCCACGCAGUCCCCUCCGGUCGUCCACGAGUCUUCUAGAGGUGAUUGACCCGAUGAAGCGGCAGAAGAUGAUUGAGGAGAAGAUCGCCAGACGCUGGCACCACGGAAUGACCUGGCGUAAGGUGUUGGUGAGUCUGCAACCAGACGCGCAUAAUAACAUUGUUGUUCGCAGACGGUUUGCGAACGCGUACGGGUGGCAGGUUGUUGAGCAUUUGGUGGAGAACCAUUUCUCGGCCAAGUGUGUUCAGGGCGAAGACCUGGCGGACUACGAGUGGAACCCGGGACACGACUGCAACGACCCUCACGUGGACGAGGACGACAAGCUAGACGAUAUUCUGGACAAACAGCACGACAAGGCUGCCAAAGAGGAGAAGAGUGACGCCGGGUCGCGGAAAUAUUCUGAGCCGAGCGUCACUACGCGGAACGUCAACGGGAUAAUCCAGAAGGAGAGUCAGAUGUCGACUUUGGAGCCGGACGACGACGUUUUGAGCGAGCACGACCUGAUGGACCCGUCCGAAUGGAUCAACGAUGCCGACUCGUUUGUCUACGACGGGCCCACGGGGAUGAUCAACGCCGUGAGCGAGAGCGUGAACGGCAAGGUGGAGACGUUCAAGACACUGUUCCAGAACGACGACGUUGCUGGUUCUGACCAUAUGGUCAGCCUUUCUGGACCGUAUUUGUGA
Ogataea philodendri is the source of this 2196-nucleotide messenger RNA. RefSeq lists its product as uncharacterized. The transcript has a single exon. The record is from RefSeq and is a predicted model, not a curated record. Bases 1 to 2196 code for a protein of 731 amino acids. Gene Ontology annotation, molecular function: monoacylglycerol lipase activity. Lineage: Eukaryota; Fungi; Ascomycota; Pichiomycetes; Pichiales; Pichiaceae.